GCAGUGCAGCUGUCUCGGCUCCUCGCUCCGUCGACGUCAGGCGGAGUUUGCGUCUGCGUGAACACGGAAAGGCAGACUAGUUAACGCGGAAACCAGAAGACCAGAACCGACCUUUACCGGCCGCCGUUUGUCGGUCCUUCCGCACCGAAUGGCGGAAGAGAGCCAAUCGGUUGUUAGUGUCAUCCCCGAGGACGAAGGGAAAGAAAAGUUCAAGAAGAGUGAAAAUGUUGCUUUCUACAGGCGACAGAUCCAGGGACCAAACUUGCAGCACAGAGCCCUUUUGGAUACGAUGGUGCUGACGGAGAAGGGGGCUCGCUUUGAACUGUUGGACCCCGACACACAGACCACGCUGCUUCUUUGUCUGUCGCCUUGCGAAAACGACACGGUGAGGAUACUAAUAGACGAACUGCAGCCCAUCAAAGCCCGCUACCGAGUUCCAGAUGUGCUAACGGGGGAACCGCAGUGUGCUCGGCUGAGAGUGGAGAGACAGUCCGAGGACUCGGUCACGCUGUCUUGGUCUGCGGGGCGUCACCAGGUUUGCGUUUGGCGCUUCCCUUUCCGACUGGAGAUCCUGUGUGAAGACAAAGUGACGGUCACCUUCAACUCCAAAGGCAAACUGUGGUUUGAGGCGCUGCAGGAUCCACCCAGUGAGGUAAGAGAAUACCUUCAAACAGAAACAGGUCCCAGCAGCAUCGGGUCCGACCUCUGUCUCCACGGGUUCAGCCACGCGUACGGCCUACCAGAGCACGCCGACGGCCUUCGGCUCAGCGACACCAGUGACGGGGACCCUUACCGGCUCUACAACCUGGACGUCUUUGCGUACGACUUGCACAGCCGCCUCGGCCUGUACGGCUCCGUUCCGCUGUUAGUGGCCCACAGAGCGGACAGGACUUUGGGCGUGUUGUGGCUGAAUGCCUCUGAGACGUUCGUUAACGUCGGUUACAGCACGUCGGCUCCUCGGGAUGGCCAAUCUCCCCCACUGAAGACGAGGCGCAUGGAGCCACAGACUGACGUUCACUGGCUGUCAGAAAGUGGUGUGAUUGACUGCGUGGUUCUGCUCGGGCCCGGUCCACAGCAGCUGUUCACCCAGUACGCUCAGCUGACCGGAUAUCAAGCCCUGCCCCCUUUGUUUGCCCUGGGGUACCACCAGAGCCGCUGGAACUACGACGAUGAGGCUGACGUGAAGGCUGUGGACGCUGGAUUCGAUCGCCACGACAUCCCGUACGACGUCAUCUGACUGGAUAUCGAGCACACGGAGGGGAAGCGUUACUUCACCUGGGACCCCGCGCUUUUCCCCGAACCGGCCAACCUGCAGCGCCACCUGGAGGAGAGGAAGAGGAAGUUGGUCGUGAUAAGCGAUCCUCACAUCAAGAUGGACCCCGGUUGGUGGUUGUCUAAUGAGGCCAGAGAUGGGGGGCAUUUGGUCAAGAACAGAGACGGGCAGAUCUAUAUUGGAACCUGUUGGCCUGGUGAUUCCAAUUAUAUCGACUUCAGCAGUGCAGACACUCGAGCGUGGUACUCUAGAUGUUUCAGCCUUGAUAAGUACAAAGGAUCGACACCAUCGCUAUUUGUGUGGAAUGAUAUGAACGAACCGUCUGUUUUUGACGGGCCGGAGCAAACGAUGCCCAAGGACGCAGUGCAUUCUGGGGGGUGGGAGCACCGUGAACUGCACAACCUGUACGGCUUCUACCAGCACAUGGCCACAGCGGAGGGUCUGAUUACUCGCUCAGGCGGCUCAGAGAGACCGUUCGUCCUUUCGCGCUCCUUCUUUGCUGGGUCACAGAGACUCGGGGCAGUAUGGACAGGUGACAACGUUGCCAGCUGGGAGUAUUUGCGUAUCUCCAUUCCGAUGCUUCUGUCUCUGAGCGUGACGGGAAUCGCAUUUUGCGGAGCUGACGUCGGCGGGUUCGUUCAGGACCCGGAGCCCGAGUUGCUGCUGCGCUGGUACCAGGCGGCCGCCCUGCAGCCGUUCUUCAGAGGCCACUCUGCAAAGGGGACGAAGCGCCGGGAGCCCUGGCUGUUUGGGGACAAAGUCACCGCCGCCAUCCGCGCGGCCGUCCAACAGAGGUACUGUUUGCUGCCUUACUGGUAUACUCUGUUCCACCUGGCUCACACCACAGGUCUGCCUCCACUCAGACCUCUCUGGGUGGAGUUCCCAGGAGAACAAAGCACCUUCGCUGUGGACCACCAGUAUAUGAUUGGUGGAGCACUGCUGGCCAGUCCUGUAACCGAGCCACGUGUUCAAGAAGUGCGAGUCCUCCUUCCUGGAUCUGGUGAGGUUUGGUAUGACGUCCACACUGCAAAGGCGCAUAGAGGAGGCCGGACUCUGAGUGUCCCCGUCACGCUGGACACAGUUCCUGUGUUCCAGCGUGGCGGCUCGGUGGUCUGCAGGUCAACAGGAAGUGGUUCCUGCACAGCCGAACAGCAGCAGCUCCCCCUCUCCAUCACGGUGGCCCUGAACUCUGAGGGACUCGCCGAUGGGGAGUUGUACAUGGACGACGGCCACUCGUUCGCCUACCGGGACAGAAAGGCCUUCUGCCUGCGCAGGUUCAGCCUGCUGUCAGGCCGUCUGCUCUGCCGUUCCGGCGGUGAAGAAGGAACCUUUGACUGCGACGCCGUCGUUCAGUCCGUCUCCGUCCUGGGCCUGAGGAGCAAACCCUCCACUGUGGUGCUGCACGUGUCUGGCGCCAGAGACUCCUCUGCUGCGUUUGAGUGGACGGAGACCAGCUGCAUGCUGACUGUGAACGGGCUGAAGCUCAGAGUGGCGAUGGACUGGGAGAUGGAGAUACAAGAACGUUAACCGUGAACACGGAACCAUGCCGCAGUUUGUUUUUAUUAGGAGGUACAACAUUUAUUACAUAGAUAUGUCAAAGCUGCAAAAGGGGCUGCAUGAACCACUCCAUGAUUAUGUUUUAAUUAUUUGACUUGUUUUGAACCUUUGAACAUUGUUUUUUGUUAUUUCUUUACAACCUUUAAAGAUGCAUGUUAAUACUUCUGCUACAUCAAGUACUGUAAUUGAUUUAAAUACGGGUCCCAAACAUCAAGAGGGUAAUAAUGAUAUCAUUAUUUCCCAAGAUAUCAAGAUGUUUUUUGAGUGCUGUCAAACGAUUCAAAUAUUUAAUCACGAUUAAUCGCAUUCAUGUCAUAGUUAACUAUGUGAUGCACGCGUCAGGUGAGGAGCUCAGGAGUCACAAACAUUUACAGCCGUGGGAAAACUCAACCAGCAAUCAAUUGGAUUGAGAAACACAGGCUCCCUCAGCAUGAUCUGUAACUGUUUUUGAUUGAAAAAUGAAAUAUAAUAAUGUUGUCCUUGGGAGUGAGAGCUGAGCUGGCGCUCUUCAUUCCAUGGUCCCCUUUGCCCUUUGAUAGAAAAUGUGGCUCCAGAAGAGGCACAUUUUUUCUACCCGUCUCCAGGCGCCAGAGACUCCUCUGCUGCGUCUGAGUGGACGGAGACCAGCUGACCGUGAACCGGCUGAAGCUCAGAGUGGCGAUGGACUGGGAGAUGGAGAUACGCCUUCCAGCUCCAGAUAGACCAGCUGCACCUGAUGCAACAAUGAACAGGUCAAAUACCAGAGAAUUAAGUAAAGUCAAAAGUAUCUGAGGAACACCCCUGCGUAGACAUGUCACUAUCUACUUCAGAAAGACGUGAGAGAGCACAUAAUGACCCUGUGAUUAGAAUUCCAACAGUGACGUGCCGUCAUGGGCACUGCCUACCGUGCCAGAAUCGAAACGUAUAAUUGUUUAUUAAAAACAAUUAUUUAAUAAACUUGUAUUUCUAUUUUUACAGUUUAUUGUUGUGGUUUAUAUAUAUAUAUAUAGUAUGUGUUAUUCCAAUUGUUUUGACGUUACUCAUCAAAUACAAAAGAAAUGGUAGAAUAAAGCAGUGCUUUUACUGUCCGUUCACUGCAGACAAGUGAAAAACCCACUUUGCUUCUGUGUUCUUUAACUUGUACGGCAAAAAGCACAGCUCUGUUGUGCCUUUACGUGUGAAUGUGUUACGCCGGUAAUCGAUCAACCAACAACAGCAAACAUGGACAAAUUAAAAUGGAGAUGUUACUGCUACAAGGAACAAAAUGAAUACUAGGAGUAAAAAAGAAAACAAUUAAACAAUGUUUUGCUUCAAAUACAGGAGUUACUAUGACAUUUCCUAGAAUGCAAUACGCAACAGCAGACAAUCAUGAUACCAGAUUACGUAAUAUUCAGCCAACAUUGCAUCAUUUGCAGCUUAACUUAAAGAGUACAUCCACACAACUAUACAAAGAAAAACCACAAAAUACUUAUUUUAAGAAUGAUAAGUCAUUUAAAAUAUAGACAAACCUUGAGCACGUAUUUGCCGUUUUUUUUUUACUUCAAUAUAUAAUAAUACAUAAAGACAAGCAUAUACUUCUUCAUUUCUGUAUUUUCUCAUUCCUAUGGUGAACGACUCUAACAUCUGUAGGAACACCUUGAUGUUGUACCCUGCACUGCCCUGUGGGGCUGCAGUGGCCUUUCACUAAUAAGCUUAAUAGGAUUCACGUUCUAAAAUGCAAAGAAAAUCUUAAUAUAAAUGGUGAAUACAAUUUAAACUCAAAGUAGAGGCAGGUCCUUCAUAUUAGAUUAUUACAUUACAUGUCAUUUAGCUGACGCUUUUAUCCAAAGCGACGUACAAUAAGUGCAUUUCCACAUAGAGAUACAAACUCAGAAGAACAAGUAACAAGAAAGUACAUUUUUCAUCAAAUAAGCGGUUUCAAAACAUGUUAUAGAAAAGUGCCAUUAUAAGUACAAUUUAAGUGCUACCAUUUGUUAGUGCUACGGUUUGCUAAUGUUUUAGUCAAGGUAGAGUCUGAAAAGGUGUGUCUUGAGUUUUCGACGGAAGAUGUAGAGGCUCUCUGCGGUCCUGAUGUCAUCGGAGAGCUCAUUCCACCAUGUGGGAGCCAGGACAGCGAAGAGUCGUGAUCUCGUCGAGUGCUUUUCUCUCAGAGAGGGAGGAACAAGCCGCUUGGCAGAUGCAGAUCGGAGUGUGCGAGUUGGGAUGUAGGGUUUCACCAUGUCCCGGAUGUAGACUGGUCCCGAUCCAUUCACAGCAUGGUACGUCAGUACCAAUGUUUUGAACUGGAUGCGAGCAGCUACUGGUAACCAUUGAAGAGAACGGAGAAGUGUCCCAAUCUACACGUCCCUGCACAGUGGAUGACUCCUGAGCUACUGUUUUUAUGGCCAUUGAACAAAGCGCUCACAAACGAGCUCACAGCGGCAGACAGUGAGUUAUGCAGAAUCCAUAGGGGGCCGUUUAGGACUUUACUACUGAGACACUGUCACACACUACUGAGACACUCAA
Molecule: messenger RNA, 5314 nt
Organism: Pungitius pungitius (ninespine stickleback)
Lineage: Eukaryota; Metazoa; Chordata; Actinopteri; Perciformes; Gasterosteidae
Gene: ganc
Product: glucosidase, alpha; neutral C
Exons: 24
Biological process (GO): N-glycan processing; carbohydrate metabolic process
Molecular function (GO): alpha-1,4-glucosidase activity; carbohydrate binding
Source: RefSeq, a predicted model, not a curated record